AUAAGAAAAGGAAAAAACAACACGCACACACACCCAUUGUACGUAAUCAACUAUAAUAAUCACUUUCUAAAUGGAUUGAUCAUCGUCCAAAACAAAAAAGGAUUGAUCAAAUAAAAUAGGAAACUUUGUAGAAUAGAAAAUAAUAUUAAAUAUAAAAUUUCAAAUACUAAAUCAUAUUUAAUUACAUUUAACAUAUGUGUUACGUCAAAUAUGGGUCGUCUCCAUUUGAAUUAAUAGCAAACUCAAACCCCAACUUCCACAUCCAUAAAUGGAGCCCGCUUCGUUCUCUCUUUCACACUUUGUGAGCGAAUUUCAUUUAACAUUCCUUCUUGUGGGUAAACAAACUUUUGAACAAUAUACAAUCUGGAAGAUCCACACCUCUAAUGGAACGUGAGCCAUGUUGAUGAUUACAAUGGACAAUGAUAAAGACGAAUCCAUGAUCUGUGCUUCACGUUUUUGAUAUUGUUCUUCAUCUCCUACUCAUCCAAUCAAUGCCUGCACCGGAAUUCAGCAAUGGCCGUGCGUACAUAUGGAUCACCGCUUGUAUCUUGUUCACCUGCAUCGUCGCCGGCGGCGCCUGCCUCGUCGCUUACGUGUUGCUUCCUGAAGACCAAGUGGAGUCUUGGUUGCCCGUGGCUGGGGUGGUAUUGGUUUGCCUUCCGUGGGCGUUUUGGCUCUUAACUUUCAUAUACCGAAUCGUUUCUCGUGCCUUCGGAUUUAGGGUUAGGUUUGGGGGUGGAGGUGGAGACGGAGGACGAAGAGCUGGAAAUGAGAAGAAUUACUCUGGAAAUGAUGAUAUUGAGGGUGCAGGUGGUCUCGCAAAUGGCAAGGGAGAUGUUCAAUUCGGAGAAGCCGGAGGAGCGGCGGCGCGUGGUGGACUGCAGAGGACGUCGUCGUCUGUUUCAAACGAGAGCGAAAUGCCAUUAGCGAAGUCGUUGAAUUCGUGAUCGAAUUGGGAAAAAAUUUUGUCGUGUCGUAUUUGUGGCUCUUGCCCUCCAUGCAAGAAAUUAAACUGAUCA
Messenger RNA from Prosopis cineraria, 1019 nucleotides. RefSeq lists its product as uncharacterized. The record is from RefSeq and is a predicted model, not a curated record. Bases 492 to 947 code for a protein of 151 amino acids. The transcript has a single exon. NCBI's taxonomy places the organism in Eukaryota, Viridiplantae, Streptophyta, Magnoliopsida, Fabales, Fabaceae.